Schistosoma margrebowiei is the source of this 3197-nucleotide messenger RNA. The record is from the annotation of a GenBank genome assembly. NCBI's taxonomy places the organism in Eukaryota, Metazoa, Platyhelminthes, Trematoda, Strigeidida, Schistosomatidae.
AUCCUGGAAACAAGUCCCUUAUUAUAAUUUGAUCAGUCAAUUGUAUAUUUGUCAUGGAGAUUAUUUAUCAACCAUUCAAUAAAAACCUUUAUUAUAUAAUCAUUAAUCUAUUUAGUAUCCAAUUUAAUUUAUCUUAUCAACAAUUGUAUCCAACUGAUUUUCAAUCAUUAAAUUUAGGUUCAUGUAUUAAAAAUGAUGGUGAUCUAUUUUGUCAAAUGUAUAGACGUAAUAGUUUUUGUUCAAUUCAACAUGAUGAAUGUUUUUGUUUACCAGGAUAUGUAUCAAUUUAUGAAAUGAAUGAUAGUUGGUAUACAUGUAAACCAUUACUUACAGAUUUAUACUGUCGUAUAGAUUCAGAUUGUUCUUAUAUUCAUGGCAGUAUAUGUCAUCCAGGAGUUGGUGCAUGUGUUUGUCCUAGUGGUUAUGAAUUUGUAUUUCAACAUUUUUCUUGUUUACCUCGUGUAAAUGACAGUUCGAAUCCGUUUUGCACAGCUUGUCAAAGAAUUGAUGGAGUAUGUGUGCUAAAUAAUAGAAAAAAUGGUUUAUUAUUGGAUAAAUAUCACCAAAAUGAUCUUCAAUGUGCAUGUCCUAGAAAACCAAACAUUUCUGUGAUAAAGAAAUACUCAUUUCUUGAUAUAUGCAAUCCAAUUCCUGUUGAUAUUGGAGAAGAAUGUAAUCAUAUUAAUAAAGUAUGCCUUAGUCAAAAAGCAAUUUGUCUUGAUAGUUCAAUCAACAUACGUCAAACACAAUCGACAACAAAUCGUAAUGUAAAUAUUUGUGUUUGUCAUGAAGGUAUGAUUCCAGUAUAUCAGAAGAAUUUAGACUAUUUUGAAUGUUUUAUCGAAGAAACUGAUCCAACUAUUAUUGAUUGUCAACAUUGUUAUCAAUCAAAUGGCAAAUGUUAUCGAUUUAAUAUUGGAUCAAUAAAUCGAAGACAAUAUCAAUAUAGUUGUUCAUGUUCAUUAUUUAAACAAAAUGAUCAAUCACUUAGUGAUUAUUAUUAUUAUCCAUAUUAUUUAGAUAUAAAUUCGGAUAAAACAAAAAUCAAUAUUGAAUCUGAUCAAUAUAAACAACGAGAACAGUUAUCAGAAUUUCAUAUAAAGAGAAAAGAUUGUAUAGAAUAUUUAUUACAGAUUACAUGUAAUCAAGAAAGUAUUCAUAUCUGUUUUAAAAAUCCAUAUCAAACAUCAAUGAUAAGAACCAAUCAUAGAUCAAGAAAUAUUCAAGUCUACUUGGAUGCAUCAAGAAUCUAUCCAGAAUUCAUUCAACAUGAAUUCAACUAUUCUAUAGAUAAUCAAAAAUGUUAUUUAAUCAAACAGAAUAAUCAUAAUCAUAAUGAAUAUUGUUUAUUAAUUAAUUUUAAUCAAUUCAAUGAAUUGAGACAAUGUGGAAUUUAUGAAAUAAGUUAUAAGUAUGGAUCUGUAUUUUAUGGCACAUUACAUGCUGAAAUUACAAAGAAUGAGGUUUCAUUAUUGAGAAACGUUCAUAUUGACUUUGUUUGUCAUAUCAAUGUUUCUUAUUUGAAUGGAUCAAAUCUAUCUACUUCAUACUUCUAUGAUAGAUCGAUCAUCUUUAAAAAAAGAACUGGUCAGCUUGCUUUAUCUCAAAAAUCCCCGGGAAUCAACAACUUUCUCCCAACGAAACACAUCGAAAAAGACACUUUGCAAGAUGAAAAAACACGAAAUACCAAUUCCAGUUCAAUAUCUUUGUCUAUAAUUAACUUAACCAAAAAUAUUUCUCAAAAUCAAGAAAUGACAUUAAAAAUCUCUUCAACAUUAUCUGAAUUCAUAUUAAUAGAAUAUUGUUUGGUCAAAGGUCAAUCGAUUCCUUCCAAAGUACUGCCAACAUAUGAACAUGAAAAACUCUUAGAUUUAAAAUGUUUCAAUACAAACAUUCAUAGAAUUAAACAAAUCAUUGAUAUCUAUAAUAAUAAUCUAAUAGAAUAUCAAUGUAUUUUAUUCAAACGAAUCAUUCAUCAUCGAACAUCUAAUAACAAUCAUUCAAUUUGGAUUAGUCAAUCAUUUCAUUUAAACAAUAUCUCAUUGUAUAAUACUGUUUAUUCUACUUGUCUUAUACGUGUUUGUCAAAUAGAACAACUUUGUACAUAUGCUGAAUUUUAUUCAUUGAAUAGAACAAAUAAACAAUAUAAUGAUCCAUAUGUACAGUCUAAAGUGUAUAUACCAUUGAUAAUGUUGAAUAAUAAUAAUAACUAUAGAAACAAAUCGAAAUUAUCCCAUUUAUUCCCGCCAAUAAAUUUUAAUAAUUUAAUACAAUUUUACUUUAUUCAAUCUACAUUGCAAAUAAAUCAAACUAAUAUUAACAUACAAUUGAAUGAUUCUAUUGAUGUAUAUUUUAAACAUUCAACUAUAAAUGUGAACAGAUCACUCGAAUAUGUUUGGAUUAAAUAUAUAUUGGGAAUUUCCAUUUUUACUUUAAUGUGUCAAAUAAUAAUAUUUUCAUUUAAACAUCUGAAGAAAUGCUACACAAAAUACAAAUUUGUCAAUCAUAGAAAUCCAUUUGUAAUGACAGCAGUUACAAACGAAGUUCAACAGUCUGUGAAUAGAGAUGUAAACUCUAAACAAAUUUGUCACAAUGAUUUACAUGUUGAAAAUAAAUGUGAAUUACAUAAUACUAAUGUCAUAAUGAAUGAUAAUAGAUUAAAUAAAGAAAUAAAAGAUAUUAAAUGUGAUAGAAUUGAACAUAAUUCACUUGAUUAUCAACAACAAACUAGUCAUUCAAUGACAUGUUUAUUAAUUUAUCCAUCUAAUAAAUCAAAUAAAUGUCGUCUCUUAUUUAAUCAUAAUCAUAAUCAUAAUAAUAAUACUAGAUUACAUUAUACGAAUUCAUGUCUUUCAUCACCUAUUCAUUGCCAAUACAAUCAAAAUCAUCUAUCACAGUUUAUGAUUGAUUCAUGUGUAAAAUCAAAAAAUAUCAACUUAUCACAACGUAUAAGUAAAUCAACAUUGAAUAUUGCUACUAAUCAUCAAAUGAAAGUAUCAACAGAACAAUUAACAUUGAAUGAAUAUGAUAAAAUGAAUCAAGUAAAUCAUAAAAAUCAUUCACUUUUUAAUAAUUAUACACAUAGAAAUGUAUUUUUACCAACUUGUUAUCAUAAUGAUUGUUUAAAACAAAAAUAUGGUUAUUGUACAGUAUAUCAUAGUUUAAAGAAUCAAGAUUAUAAAGAUGGUUGGGUUUAA